AUGGCUGGCAAUAAGUCAACCGAUUUUAGCCAUCUCCCUCUAGCUACCAACAAAGCUAUGGAAUGCGCCUUGACAGGCUCUGAGCUAUUGUCGUGCACCUAUCUGAACAAAGGCAGUGCCUUUACCGAAGAGGAGCGCGAUGAGUUUGAUCUCGUUGGACUACUGCCAUCUAAUGUCCAGACUCUUGAUGAGCAAGUCAAGAGGGCGUAUGCCCAGUUCAGUACCAGACCAGACAACCUCGCAAAGAACACCUUCAUGACUAGUCUGAAGGAGCAGAACGAGGUACUUUAUUACAGGCUGAUCCAGGAUCACUUGAAGGAGAUGUUCCCUAUCAUCUACACACCCACCGAAGGUGAGGCUAUCAGCAAGUACUCAUCUCUUUUCCGUCGUCCUGAGGGUUGCUUCCUCAACGUCAACGAGCCCGAGAAGGUCGAGCAAAGCAUGUCACAGUGGGGUGGACCCGAUGACAUCGAUCUCAUCGUUGUCAGUGAUGGUGAGCAGAUUCUGGGAAUUGGUGAUCAAGGCGUGGGAGGUAUUCUGAUCUCUAUCGCAAAACUGGCUAUCUACACGCUCUGUGCUGGAAUCCACCCUCACCGCACGCUCCCUGUGGUUCUUGACACUGGUACCAACAACGAGGACUUCCUCAACGACGAAAUCUACCUUGGUCUCCAUCAGGAGAGAGUCAGGGGAGAAAAGUAUGACAAGCUCGUCGACACCUUUGUCAAGACGGCAAGAAAGCAGUAUCCUAACGCAUACAUUCACUUCGAAGACUUUGGUCUACCCAAUGCUCGUCGCAUCUUGGACGAGUACACUCCUAAGAUUGCUUGCUUCAACGACGAUGUACAAGGCACAGGAUGCGUCACUUUGGCCGCAAUUUACGCUGCUCUCAAGGUCGCAAAGCUUGAGAUGAAGGACAUCCGUAUCGUGAUGUACGGUGCGGGAACCGCUGGAACUGGAAUUGCAGAUCAAGUCGCCGACGCAAUUGCUGUCGAGUCUGACAAGUCUAGGGAGGAAGCUUUAAAACAGAUCUGGUGUGUUGACAAGCCCGGUCUACUCCUGCAAUCGAUGAAGGAUGAUCUCACGCCAGCCCAGCAUCCGUACGCUCGCGAGGACGAGGAGUGGAAGGGCAAGAAGCACGACAAUCUACUGGAAAUCGUAAAGGAGGUCAAGCCCCACAUUCUGAUCGGCACUUCUACCAAGCCCAAGGCCUUCACGGAGGAGGUGGUAAAGGAGAUGGCUAAACACACUGAGCGACCUAUCAUCUUCCCCCUGUCAAACCCCACCAAGCUGCACGAAGCAGAUCCCAAGGAUCUGUUCAAGUGGACGGAAGGCAAAGCUCUGAUGGCAACUGGAUCACCCUUUGAUCCAGUCGAGUACAACGGCACCAAGUACGUUGUUGCGGAAUGCAACAACAGCACGACAUUCCCUGGUAUUGGAUUGGGAGCAGUCUUAUCUCGAACUAAGCUCAUGUCGCCACCAUUGUUGGUUGCAGCAACCAAGGCACUCGCAGAGCAAGCACCAGCUCUCAAGGAUCCAAAUGAUGGACUGUUGCCAGACGUGACCAACGUUCGCGAGAUUAGUGUCAAAAUUGCAGCAGCUGUGAUCAAGAAGGCAAAGGAGGAGAAGCUGACUCAACAAGAAGGCAUUCCCGACAACGAUGAGGAUUUGGAGAAAUGGAUCAGGGCUCAAAUGUGGGAUGCUGAGUACAGGCCUCUGAAGAAGGUCGAACACACACGGGCAUCGCGUGCAGCCAAGGGCGAGGCUGGCUCCAAGGGAAAGAGAUCGAAGAAGACGAACUAG
This is a messenger RNA of Aureobasidium melanogenum CBS 110374, 1800 nucleotides long. RefSeq lists its product as uncharacterized. The transcript has 3 exons. Lineage: Eukaryota; Fungi; Ascomycota; Dothideomycetes; Dothideales; Saccotheciaceae. Gene Ontology annotation, biological process: malate metabolic process; pyruvate metabolic process. The coding region runs from base 1 to 1800 and encodes 599 amino acids. Gene Ontology annotation, cellular component: mitochondrion. Gene Ontology annotation, molecular function: malate dehydrogenase (decarboxylating) (NAD+) activity; NAD binding. The record is from RefSeq and is a predicted model, not a curated record.